Molecule: messenger RNA, 4776 nt
Organism: Galleria mellonella (greater wax moth)
Lineage: Eukaryota; Metazoa; Arthropoda; Insecta; Lepidoptera; Pyralidae
Gene: Corin
Product: atrial natriuretic peptide-converting enzyme
Exons: 17
Coding region: 292-3231 (979 amino acids)
Biological process (GO): proteolysis
Cellular component (GO): membrane
Molecular function (GO): serine-type endopeptidase activity; protein binding
Source: RefSeq, a predicted model, not a curated record
GCCGCGCCGCCGCGCCGCACCGCCAAACCCUCGCCCGCUGGCGGGCCGCGCGCCCGCCGCGCACCGCGCCUUGCCGCAACAGCGCCGCGCCGCGCCGCGCGUUCGCAUUUUUUCUAAAUUAAAUUUUUUUAGAAUUUUAUAAGUUAACCUGACGGCGUACCGACGGGUAAACGCAUCAGGAUCGUCUACGUACAGUUGGCAGGGAAUGCGCCGGUAUUGUAAUUAACGAGAGUUGAUAUAUUAGAGUAAUUUAAUAAAUGAGAACAGAGGACGCGCGCCGGGAACACAAAUAUGGCCUCUUUCAAAGAUUGGCUAACAGUGACGUGGGCACAGAGCGGCAUGCAGCUGCAGCCAGAUGGCACCGCGGGCGACGACAUCGACCCAGUGAAAGGACGUUGUGGGAGAGCAGGCAGCCUGGCUGCGACGCCCGGUGAGAAGCUUCUAGAACUUCUCCGGCCCAGCACGGGAACACCUCGGCGGCACUCCACAGCGGCCUGCGCCCCGCAGCCGCCGCGACCUUCUGGAUUUGUGUACUGUCCGUCAGACGCCCUGCCGUACUGUCCACCGUCCAGGCUAGCUCCACCAAGGCCUAUACUAAAGCUCCAGCCACCACCACAGAUACAGCAACCGCCGGUGCAGCCCCAACCACCGCCACCUCCAGUACCCCAACGUACUGCUCCAGUCACGCCAGUGCCCUUACCUGUUCCACCGCCAGCUCCGCCUCGGCGCUCCUCCCCGCAACCGCCCCGGCGGGUCCCACCACCGACACCGCCUCGACCGUCAACGAGUCCGGCCACUGACCCCAACGGCAACCGUCGAAUUGUCUCUGUCCAACCACAGCCACGGCUCGACUGCAACAGAAAUCCCCAGCCGCCAGUCCCGAGAAGACCUCCGCAAAAAAUGCCAGACACUCCUUACACACCUGCACCUUUGCCUCAAAAUAAUCAGACAAUAAAGCGUUCGCCAAGUUCAGGCUCAAAUAUUAGCAUCCGGCAAGAUUCCAACGUGUCCUCGGAUUCGUUCAGUCAAACGUCCUCACCGUCGUACACUACAAAGACAAUGGAAGCACCGCUACUGCCACAUCAGCAUGUGAACAAGAGCCUCAAUGCGAAAAUAGCACGAGGACUGCUGCUCAAAGAACAGCAGGAGAAGGAAUCAGGGAACUCGUCCAUCACAAAGAGUAUGUCGACACCGGCGUCGCUACAGACGAUUGUGAGGUUCCAAAAUGGGAGCAACAUGUCGCUACAUCAUCGGAUGUUGCGGGACAUGAGGGGCGCCGGCAACGAGGGCUCUCCACACAAGUUUCGAGUUCUGCAGCUGGCGUUGAACGCGGUGGCACUUCUCGCCAUUACUGGUGCACUGUUCGCUUACUUCCGAGCCAACCCCGCGGUACAGUACGUGUCGCAAGUGGUAAACCGGUCCACAGUGGUGACAUGGCCUACGCCGACAGAACCGCCCGGCUCCAGGAACCCCGCGCCAGGAGUCUGCCUGCCAGUCAUAGUCAACUUCUGUCAGCAGCACAGGAUAUCGUAUAACUUCACCGUGUUCCCAAACUACAUCGGCCAUUUUGGACAGAGGGACGCUCAACAAGAUCUAGAGAUAUAUGACGCUGUGGUAGACGUCAGAUGUUACGAAUUAACUGCACUCUUUCUAUGUUCCUUGUUCGUGCCGAAGUGUGGACCACUAGGGCAUAUGGUGCGGCCCUGUAGGAGUUUGUGUCAAGAAACGAUGCGGCGCUGCGGCUUCUUUCUAGAAGUGUUCGGACUGUCGAUGCCCGAUUAUCUUCAGUGUGACAUAUUCCCAGAAUCGACGGACACCGAUGUCUGCCUUGGCAACAGGGAGGUCAAAGAGGCGCGUUUCAGGGCCGCCAAACCAGUAUGCCCCACUGGAUUCCAAUGCGACAUAAAACGCUGCAUCCCACACGACUGGCGCUGCGACGGGCACGUGGACUGCGCAGACCGAUCUGACGAACUCAACUGUCGCGUCUGCAAACGGACAGGCGAUGUGCACUGCGGAAACCAGCGGUGCAUCUCGCAGUCACAUAUGUGCGAUGGCAAGAUGGACUGCCCCUGGGGACAAGAUGAGAGGAAUUGUUUGAGACUGAGUGAAGCAAACGGUGACGUGGGCAGAGGCGAACUACAGGUAUAUCGCGCCGCCAACCAGUCCUGGUUCUCAGCGUGCAUCACGACCCUGGACGACAACACGGCUUCCAAGCUGUGCGCCAUGCUUGGUUACUCGUGGGUGAAUAGAAGCACGCCAGUAACGGUCCCAGGCUACCCGGGCUCCAGGGCUGGACGUAUGCAUAUGCAUAGCGUGGCGCAGACGUUUCGUGCCUUCCAGCUCAACGAGGGCGGUCUGCUGAAGGAACUCAAGGAAUGUCGACAGGAUACCACCAAGGUCCACCUAGUGUGUCAGAAUUAUGAGUGUGGCAAACGGCGAACUCUGGCCAGUGCAACGAAACGCAUAGUUGGUGGUGUGGAGGCGUCGCCUGGAGACUGGCCGUUCUUGGCGGCAAUCCUCGGCGGGCCCGAGGAAGUAUUCUACUGCGCUGGCGUGUUGGUCGCUGAUCAGUGGGUGCUGACUGCGUCACACUGCGUUGGCAAUCAUUCAGAUGUGAACGGCUGGACUAUUCAACUGGGCAUCACCCGCCGGCGCUCGCAUGCCUACUACGGACAAAAGGUGAAGGUGCGCCGAGUGGUUCCGCACCCUCUGUACAACGUUGGAGUCGCUCAUGACAACGACAUCGCGCUGUUCCAGCUCGCAGUACGCGUACGCUACCACGAGCAACUGUCUCCCGUGUGUCUACCACCUGAAAACCGUGCACUACCAGCGGGAACCCUCUGCACCGUCAUCGGGUGGGGGAAACGUGAUGAUAAAGACAUGUCCGAAUAUGAGCCGGCGGUGAAUGAGGUGGAGGUGCCGUUAUUGAACCGUGAUAUUUGCAACCAGUGGCUCGAGCAUAGGGACCUCAAUGUGACGGAGGGCAUGAUCUGCGCCGGCUACCCUGAAGGUGGCAAGGACGCAUGUCAGGGCGACUCAGGUGGACCGCUGCUGUGUAAAGAUCCGGACGAUCCAUCGCGCUGGUACGUGGGCGGCAUCGUCUCCUGGGGCAUCAAGUGCGCGCACCCUCGCCUGCCAGGUGUCUACGCAUACGUGCCCAAAUACAUACCCUGGAUCCAGCGGCAAAUCGCCCUCUACAACGACGACAAAGCAAGGUCUGAGGACAUCUGAGGGCAUCGUUUCCACAUGUAGCCCCCCGCUCACCGUCGGAUCCACGGUAACGACAUAUAGACCACUUGAGUCCCCUAUCCAUGUGUUCCACUUUAAUUUUGAAGGUAAGAUGUCGAAGGUGGCAAUUUACGACAAUAAUUGAAUGCACGACAAUAAAACUGAGAGCCGAUGGCCAUUUUACAAACCUAUCACUCGACUAUCGCGUGAGGAGAAUUGUGAAGCUGUGAUACUAUGAAAUCUUUUAUUAUGAAACGAGUUCGAUUGUAUUGUAUUUAAAGUUUACCGGUUACAACUAAGGUUGACUUUUUGACUUUGCCGUUUUUUUCGUCUCUCGAUACCUUUUCUCGGGAUAAUGUGUAACUUCGUUGUAAUCUAUUUAACGGGAAGUUAAUAUAAGCGGCUUAUUUAAGUGACGUAGGGUUCUGAAGCUUUAGCCUAAAACGUUUAGGAGGUUUUUUGUUUUUAUAUUGUCCCUUGAAAAUUUCGUUUUUAUUCCGUGUUGUUGAACGUUUAGUGUCACAUAGCGUCGUGGACGUGCUUCUGGUGAGGGAGAGACGGAUAUAAAUUGUGUAUUGAGGUUAUAGUAAAAUCAAAUGAUCAAGAAUAGUCAUCUCAGUACAUAAAGGUUAAGUUUCUAUAUUUAUUGGAAUAAGCUAAUAUAAUAAUAGGCAAAAAUAUACCAGUUUAAAGUCUUUAUAUGGAAUAUCCCAUUUUCGUACUGCCCUCCCCUAAGCACGGCCAUAUUUAGCACUUAAGUGUAUGUUUGUUUGAUGUUUGGUGUUAGUAAUACUAGCAGAAAGUGCUUUUAUAGAGUAAACUGAUGGAUAACUAUCACAUAGAAAUUGACAUCAGAAAUAGUGUCAUCUGUACAUACGUGUUAGAACUAAUCCGAUAUGUGUGUGAUAAUGUCAAGUAAAUUAUUCUUCCUUCCCCAUUGACAAUAAAUUCUGGAAUCUAUGACAAUAAUAAUAAAAAAAAUAUACAUAUAUAUAUAUAUAUAUAUAUAUGUUGAACUUAGUAUUAUGGUAAGUCGCAAGUGACAAUAAUUGUUAUGGGAAUAAAAGAAAAAAAAACUCAGUUUAGUGUUACCUGUAGACGGUACUAUUGUAAACAUUUUUAAUCGUGAUUGAUUUAUCAUGAUAGUGACAUAUGACAAUAAUUACUUUUUCGACAACAUUUAUAUACAAACUUACAGUAGUAUAAGCUUUGUUAUAUACUAUACAAUGUAAAUUAGUACUCAUAUUCUGUUUUUUUUUUAUUUUUGUUUUCUAAAAUUAGGUAGCAACAUUUUCUAAACUUCAAAUUACUGAUACUAAUGAGGAAAUUAGUAAAAUAGCUUUAAUAGUUUGUAAGUUAGGUUAGUUAGAGUAUAUGUACUAAUCACUGUUUAGAUAUAUAUAUACUUAACAAAAAAAUUUUGUUCUUCAACUUGCCCCCUACUUUUGUACAUACAUUGUAUAACUUGUACAUUUUCGUUUCAAAAAAGUAUAUUUACAAGAAUCUCAUAGGUGGUACGUUAAAUAUUUGAUGAUCUUUAUAAUGAAU